AUGGCCUAUGCCUUCGCGCUAUGGGUUCUGUAUCUCUCCUUUCGACGCAGUUCAAAAAGCAAGACCUCGUGUCCCUUUCCUCCUGGUCCGCCUGGGAAGCUCCUCGUAGGCAAUCUUGGACAAGUCAGCGCGGAACGCCCAGAAAUAGACUAUAUGCGAUGGGGGGAAGAGUACGGCUCCGAUGUCAUCCACACCGAGGUCCUUGGCCAGCACAUUAUCUGCCUCAACAGCGCUCAGGCCGCCACUGAUCUUCUUGACCGCCGCGGAUUCAUCUACUGUGACCGACCGAGGUUCAGACUUUUCGAGGUAAUGGGAUGGGGUCUCACUCUGACCUUUCUUAGAUGGGAUUCGAGGUGCAAACUUCAUCGCCGCCUCUUCCACCAAACAUUUUCAUCAUCCAACAUCAAGGUGUUCCGCCCCGCCCAGCUCUUCGAGGCUCGCAAAGCCGUUCGAUCCUUGCUUUCGAAUCCUGCCGACUGGAAAGAUAUCACCCUCCUCAUGAGCACCAGUAUCAUCUUCCGUAUCGCUUUCGGCCAGGAGAUCCAAUACAAGAACUCUCCGUACUGUGACUUGUCCCGCGCUGCCAACGAUGCCACCACAGGAGGUGGCACCCCUGGCUCAGCGCUUGUCGAUCUGUUUCCCCUCGCACGAUACCUGCCCGACUGCAUCAAUAUAUCCCCGUCACUUCGUCAUGCACGUCGAAGUAGGCCGGUCAUCCAAGCGGUCCAUGACUACCCUUGGAAUGCCAACUUGAAGGACAUAGAGGCGGGCACGGCCGCUCCCUCCUUCAUGAAGACGCAUAUAGAAAGAUUGGUCAAAGACCAGUCAGCUGGUAUAGCACAAGAGCUAACACUGGCGGAUAUCAAGGGCGCUACCGGUGCCAUCUUCAUUGCUGGCGGCAACACAACCUGGAGCGCCGUGCAGAGCUGCAUCCUCUUCCUGACGAAGUAUCCCGAUACACAGCGCCGCAUCCAACAAGAGCUCGACCUCGUCGUAGGUAGAGGUCGGCUUCCUGGUUUUGACGACAGGCCACACCUCCCUUACCUUGAACGCUUCAUCAACGAGGUGAUGCGAUGUCUUCCCCUGAACCCGCUUAUCAUCCCCCACAAGAGCCUCCGGGACGACGUUUACCGCGGCAUGUUUAUCCCCAAGGGUUCCAUCGUCUUUGCCAACGCCACGGCCAUACUUACCGACCCAGCGGUGUACCAAGAUCCUCAUGUCUUCGACCCGGACCGGUAUCUUCGCGGUGAACCCUAUCCACCGGCCAACUUUGGCUUCGGAAGGCGGAAAUGUCCAGGCAACUUCCUCGCAUUGGCCUCAGUUUACAUCUUCACGGCCACUCUGAUGGCGGCUUUCAACAUCAAAAAGGCUAUCGGGGUGGACGGAAAGCCUCUAGAGCCCAAGGUCGCAGUGUCUGUUGGACUUGGUGGACAUCCUCAACCUUUCGACUGCGUACUUCGGCCCCGUUCGGAUACGAACGCUUCUCAACUCCUUUCCCAGUACUAAAUGUCGACGUCAGCCUCGUCAAGUUGUUACCGUGGUAUUCCCCGACCGUGCAGGCUCACAGGUCUCAUUUGAAUUUCCCGUCCAUCUAAUCCUACAUUUGCUUGUCACACU
Molecule: messenger RNA, 1617 nt
Organism: Sodiomyces alkalinus F11
Lineage: Eukaryota; Fungi; Ascomycota; Sordariomycetes; Glomerellales; Plectosphaerellaceae
Product: cytochrome P450 1A2
Exons: 4
Coding region: 1-1506 (501 amino acids)
Molecular function (GO): monooxygenase activity; iron ion binding; heme binding
Source: RefSeq, a predicted model, not a curated record